AUUUUAUUCAAUGAAUAAGUAGGUACAGAAUGGUUUUAAGACUCCAGAUAAAUCAUCACAAAAAAUAUCCUAAUAUAAUGGAAAAUGUGUAUGCUAGAUUUGCACCUGUGGAAAAGAUAAAUGUCCUCCUUAAUAAAUGCAUGUUAAUCCAUCUCAUUUUGAUACUACAAAUCGCAAAUCCUAUGUGAAAUGGGAUGUUAAGAAAACUACACCUAUAAUACCUGAAUAAUAUAGAAUUAAUUUUGGAACUUAAUCAUUUGUUUCAUCUUAUUAAAGAGAUUAUACUCCUUAAAAGACUCCAGAAAGACCGACAAGAAAAACUCAAGAAAUGACAAUACCAUACCAUAGACCUUUUGUUUCAUCAACAGAAUAUAAUUAAAGAUAUUAACCUUAUGAUAAUAUGCCUGUAUCUCUGAAACCUAAAUAUUUUUAUUAAGAAAACCCAAAUAAAAUAUAAGCUAGUACAACUUAUAGUGAAAAUUUUAAAGCCUAACCAAUAUCAAAUUAAUACUAAAUUAAACAUCAUGAUUCAUCUUUUACUCCUACUAAAAUUUAAUUUAAUGCUAAUUCUAAAUAUUAAGAAGACUAUACACCUUAAAAAGGUUCUAAAGCAGUCCAAAUUAAACAUAAAAAUUAAUCUCCUUUUGGAGGAGUAAAUAAUAUAGAAAAAUAUUCAUCUUAUCAGAAAGAUUAUAAGAGACUUGAUGAUGAUACUUAUAAAAAACCUUAAUGUCCUAUUAGAAUGCUUCCAACUCCAGAUAGGUAAUAUUUAUUAUCACAAUUAAUAGAAGUAAGAGUCCAAAUAAACAUUUAAUAUUUAGUGCUCAUAAAAGUGAUUGGGAAUGA
Messenger RNA from Paramecium sonneborni, 846 nucleotides. Lineage: Eukaryota; Ciliophora; Oligohymenophorea; Peniculida; Parameciidae. The record is from the annotation of a GenBank genome assembly.